UUUUUUUUUCUUCUCAAAAACGAAAGAACCGCACAAGUUGCGGAUCUCAUGAGAUCAUUACCCAAUGCAUUAGGUAGAGUAAGAUCCACAUCACUAACCUUUUCUCCGUCAAUUUUUAUUUGGCCCAUAUAUUAAAAAAAUAUUUAUUUAAAAAAUUAGAAGCUAAUAUAUUAUUAUGAAGUUUAAUUUAUUGUUAUUAUUAACUAUAGUAAUUAUUUCAAGUAUAUUUUUUAAAAUAUUAAAUUUAUUAUAUUCGAAAGAAGAUGUAAUAAAUGUAUCAAUCUUUCUGUUUCAAUUUAUAUAAUUCAUGUUAUUUUAGUUUGCCUAAAAAGAAUGAUACAUUUGCAGUGGUGACACGAUUUGUAAAAAUUUAUGCGUACUCAUUGUCUAUAUGUAUGUAUCGCAGCGGCAAGCGAGAUGAAAGAGAUGCAAGAAGAUUUGUUAUCUAUUUCAAAAUAUAUAUGAAUCUUACUUAGACACAAUGUAUAUAGAACAAAUUAUAUGUAAUAGUUGACCCUAUAUAUGUGGUAAAAUACUUGACUAUUAGGGGUUGUUUGGUAGAGUGUAUUAAGAAAUAUAAUGCAUAUAUUAGGUGUGUGUAUUAGUAGUACCUUGUUUGGCACACUUUUUCAUGCCAUGUAUAACUAAUGCAUGUGUAUUACUAAUACCAAGGAAUUCUAGGUAUUAG
Molecule: messenger RNA, 688 nt
Organism: Solanum tuberosum (potato)
Lineage: Eukaryota; Viridiplantae; Streptophyta; Magnoliopsida; Solanales; Solanaceae
Product: alpha-1,4 glucan phosphorylase L-1 isozyme, chloroplastic/amyloplastic-like
Biological process (GO): glycogen catabolic process
Cellular component (GO): cytoplasm
Molecular function (GO): pyridoxal phosphate binding; glycogen phosphorylase activity
Source: RefSeq, marked provisional